Messenger RNA from Thyridium curvatum, 1359 nucleotides. RefSeq lists its product as uncharacterized. Gene Ontology annotation, biological process: transcription initiation at RNA polymerase I promoter; nucleolar large rRNA transcription by RNA polymerase I. Bases 1 to 1359 code for a protein of 452 amino acids. The transcript has a single exon. The record is from RefSeq and is a predicted model, not a curated record. NCBI's taxonomy places the organism in Eukaryota, Fungi, Ascomycota, Sordariomycetes, Thyridiales, Thyridiaceae. Gene Ontology annotation, cellular component: RNA polymerase I core factor complex. Gene Ontology annotation, molecular function: TBP-class protein binding; RNA polymerase I general transcription initiation factor activity; RNA polymerase I core promoter sequence-specific DNA binding.
AUGGCGAGCAUCCAGCCCCCCACGGCCGCCAACCUCAAACGCAAGCGAGCACCAGCGGACUCACAGGCCUCAUCGCAGCCGGGCAUCCCAUCUCACCUGCGCGACACCAUCAACCCGCGGAGCCACUCCCAGAGCACGCUCAGACAACUCCAGGCGGCGGGCCUCUCGGACCAGGACGUCUUGCCCUCCGAGAUCGUGCCGGGCUUCCCCCACCGGGCCCUGCCGAGCUACCUCUUCAACCAGGACGACGAGGACGGCAGUGCAGAGAUACCCGCUGAGAUCGACAGGGCCGAACAACAAGAGGCCCUCGGCGACAACGAAGACGACGACGACGGCGCUGAAAGCGGUAAAGACCACGAGGACCAGGACCCCGCCACGGCCGCCCGCCGCCGCGCAGAGAAGCGCGAGCGCGGCGUCAAGCGCGCCCUGCGCGCCCACGAGCGGCACCUCGGCGUCCUGACGGCCAUCCUGCACCGCAGCCUCGACGCCGGCGACCUCCCGCGCGCCAAGCGCGCCUUCGCCCUGCUCGCGCGCUCCGAGGUCUACGGCAAGGCCGUCGACCUGCGGCAGGACCACCUGUGGGCCGUGGGCGCCGAGAUCCUGAUGCGCGAGGGCGAGGGCGAGCAGCAGCAGCAGGGGCAGGAACAGCAGGGAGGGAGAAGCAGAGGAGAGAGGUGGGGGUCCGCGGCCAACAUGCCGCGCGUGCGGGCGUACUACCAGGACCUCAUCCUGCACCACCCGUACAACCGCAUGUUCCCGCGGGCGACGAGCGCCCUCGACUUUUGGCCCGCGCUGCUGGGCACCGAGCUCUACAACGCCUGGGCCGAGCACGGGCUCGCGCUGCGGCGGCUCGAGGCCGAGGCCGAGGACUGGGCUGCUGGAGGAGGGCCCGAGGCCAUGGACUACUCUGAAGACGACGAUGACAGCGCGGGGCGCGGCGGGCAGAACGACGACAGGGUCCCCAAGAUGGGGCCGUGGGAGGCCAGGCUGCGGGAGGCCAAGGAUAGCGUCCGGACGGAGACGAUGGCCAUGGUCGGGGACAUCGCGCGGAGGCUGGACGGGCUGAUGGAGAACCCGCCGUAUUCUACGAGCCACGAGAUGCUCCGGCUCCGCGGGAUGGUGUCGCUGUACCUGAGCGACCUCGUGAUGGCGCCCGCGCCGAGGUCGGCGAGAGAAGACCGGGACGGGCGGGUCGAGAGGGAGGACGAGAGAGAGAAGGCCAAGGACGCGUUUCGCAAGAUCAUCAAGGAGAGGGGCGAAGUCGAGGAGUGGAUUGAGCACUUUGUAUACCCAGAGAGGAUGGAAGACGACGAAGACGAGGAAACGAUUCCCGUGUUCUCGUCCUUGCCAAUACGAUAA